AUGGAGCAGUCAUCAGAAUCAUCAUCAUCAGCAAUGUGGAUAGAGGUAGUAACAGCUCUCGUGCCCCAUUAUAAGUUGGAGUUACUGUCAAUCUGGGGAUAUAAGGGCUCAAGGCUUCCGCACUGGAUGUCAUCACCCCUCAACUUAAUAAAACAGAUCGAUUUGGGUUUUUUGAGUGAGGUGUCAUCAUUGCCUGCUAUGGGGAAACUACCUUUCUUGGAACUUCUCUCUAUUUACGAUGUGGAGCAAUUGAUGUUUGUCGGAAGGGAGUUUUUAGGAAUAGAAUCUUCAUCUGAUGAUGUUGCAUAUCCUGAACUCGUCAGCCUGGUAUUUACCGACUGCAACAAAUGGGAGGAGUGGGAAGACAUAACAGAGGAAGAAGAAGAAUCUGCGGCCAUCUCCAUCAUGCCAUGUCUCGUUUAUUUGACUAUCUCUAACUGUGAGAGUUUGAAGAAGUUGCCGCAUCGCCUACUGCGUAAACUCUCCUCAUCUCUGCGAUCGUUGAAUAUUUGGUAUUCAUCAGAGCUGAUAAAAACAUACGGAGAGGACAAGGAAGGUUCAGCUUGGAGAUCCAUAUCCCAACAUAAUCCCCAACUUCGACUUAUCAUAUAG
Molecule: messenger RNA, 612 nt
Organism: Salvia hispanica
Lineage: Eukaryota; Viridiplantae; Streptophyta; Magnoliopsida; Lamiales; Lamiaceae
Source: RefSeq, a predicted model, not a curated record